GUAUGUGAUGUGUAUCUAUUUUACUUUGCAAAAUUAUUAACUUUUGAACUAGUUGAGUGAAUUUCAGCCAUUACAUGCGAUACCAAAAACACCCAUGGACGGAAGACAACUACCCUCAAUGCGUCACGAAUUAUCCUUAUCAAUAGCGAAUCCACCAGGUACACCUGAACAAGAAGAAGAUCUAGAAGACGACGACGAUUCUUCCUUGUACCUGGAUGACCAAAGUAAUUUAGACAUUUCUGGUGCCUCCGAAAUUAUAUCCACCAGUAGUCGUAUUCACCUUGAAGAAACAUUACUGCCUCCUAGUGUUUCCUCUGGAGACUUGUAUAAACAUAUACCUAAAAAUCUUGAUAAUGCUGCAAAACUGAGGCAAAUUAUUUAUUGGGCAGCAAAAGAGGAGUUGCGAAGAGAAUCUACCUUGAGAUACCCCAGUUUAAGUAAAGAAGAGAGUGAGAUAAAAGCCAUUUCAUAUCAACUAAAGUUAAAGUUCUUGGACUUACUUGCCAAUGGUGAAGUCCCCUUGUCUUGGGUGACUACAAAUCCUACAAUUGAAGUAAAAAAGAGACCGAACCCAAGAAAUGUGAAAAAUCAAGAAAAGAUAAAAAGGCUAGAAUAUGCAAUUGAUUGGUAAGAAUUCAUUUAGACUAGAGAGAACUUUAUAAUAAUGCAUGUGGUGUAGCUUAAAGAGAGAGGAAGAAGAG
Molecule: messenger RNA, 701 nt
Organism: Rhizopus microsporus ATCC 52813
Lineage: Eukaryota; Fungi; Mucoromycota; Mucoromycetes; Mucorales; Rhizopodaceae
Exons: 2
Coding region: 95-631 (178 amino acids)
Biological process (GO): cell division; chromosome segregation
Cellular component (GO): MIS12/MIND type complex
Source: RefSeq, a predicted model, not a curated record